Molecule: messenger RNA, 2172 nt
Organism: Drosophila gunungcola (fruit fly)
Lineage: Eukaryota; Metazoa; Arthropoda; Insecta; Diptera; Drosophilidae
Product: venom allergen 5-like
Exons: 3
Coding region: 1029-1820 (263 amino acids)
Source: RefSeq, a predicted model, not a curated record
CGCUGACAACGCUAAUUGGUAACCAACCUCCUCCUCCGUCCCCACCAGAAAUUAUAGCAUGGAUAUUGUAUAUUCCCGAAUGCAUACCCCGGGUGGGAACUCUCGGUUUUACCGGAUGACUAGGCAGGUCGAUGGGCCAAGUUUACCACAUGCCCUAAUGAAUUGUCGCGUUCGAUUAGCGGUUCAAAUAGUUGACACUUUUGACGUUGUUAAACAAAAAGGUAAGUAGCUAAGCAGUUGCAUCCUGCACAAUUAAUGCAUAACUUUCGCAUUCGAUCAGUGAAAAAUAAAUAAUACGUUGUCCAACUAUUUCAUGGUAUAUACCCAUUUUCUAUAUAUCUUAUUUAACCAAAAGAAAAAAGUACAUUUUCUAACAACUUUCAAAAAAGAGAAUACAUGUUUAUGGAACUAGUUUGUUUCUUGUUUUGUUUCUUAUAAUCCGUUAUUAUAUUGAUUAAAAUUUUUAUGAUGUUGAUAAAAGUUUUUUUUCUCGUGUUUGGAAAUAAUUUUGUUUUUUUAUUACCAUGUAUAGUUUCUUCGCUGGAAAUAGUUCACUUACAAACAACUGGAAACAUUUAUCUUGUGUCUUGGGAAACCAUAUGGAGAUAAGGCACUCAGAACUCAGCAGCUUUGUGUUGCGUUUUUAAUAGUCUUAUAAUGAAAAAAUUAUUUUAGAACAGAAACCGUAUUUAAUAAAAUUAAAAAUUCGUUUCAUUUCGUGGAAGGUCCCGCUUAGCUUAGUCUGACUGACAAAUGAAGAAAAAGCAGCACAGUGUAAAAAUAGUUUCUCCUUGCAGAGCAUUUUUCAGUUGGCGUGAUGAAAGCCCCUGAAUUGUUUUGAUUUCAUACGGCACUACUAAUUUUGCUUUGUUUGAGCUUUCCAUUGGCAUGGACGCGUGGAGUUUUGGCCAUUGUUUAUACGCAGCUCAGCUGAUACAAGCUGUUAGCUGCUAUUCGCGUCGUGUGUCCGAAAGGACUGGUCGUCACAGUGUGGACAAAACCCACAAAUCGUCCCUAUACCCAACACCAUGAGGACGUUGAUUUUGAACAAUCACAACACUUAUCGCGAUUUAGUGGCCGGAACCAAAUUUCACAGACUACCCACUGCAGGUCGUAUGCUCAAAAUGAUGUGGGACAGCGAUCUGGCUUACUUGGCGGAACUCCUGGUGAAGCGCUGCGAUCUCCACCCCACUGAUCACUGCAUAUCCACGGAGUUGUUUUCUGCCCCGGGCUACCAUGCGGUCUACAACAAGUUCAAGAAGAACGAGGAUGCUUUCAGGAUAGUUAGAUCCCAGCUGAAUAGCUGGUACGAUCAGUAUAAACACGUUUCUGCAGCCAGCCUACUAGAUGGGUUGUCCAAUAAUAAAUCGGAAAUUGGACACUUCCUGAGAAUGAUGGUGGGCCCCAGUAACCGUAUAGGCUGUGCCAUGGCCAGGCUCGAGAAAGAUGGGUGGAACCACCAAUGGCUCGGAUGCCUCUACAGCUGUUCACCAAAGAAAAACUCUCUACUCUACGAGUAUUCUAUCAAUCCCGGAAUGUUUUGCACCACCGGGGUUGAUGGCGAAUUUCAACAUCUUUGCAACGAAACGGAGCCUGUCGAAGAUUGCAAAAGUUCCGACCAAUUCAAGGUGGUCAUUACCAAUGACACUGCAUCCUAUAUAAGGAGCAUGAUGAAAGGAAAACCACAAUCCAGGAGUGUUCUGUGUGGUUUCUGUGCUCUCUGUUGCGAGUGGUGGGAUUGGGCAAAAGGCAGCUGGGGACUGGUUCAGAAAACCUGGGGUGUCAUUCAGGGUGGCAGCGGCGGUGCUGAAGAGGAAUGAAAUUUACCCUUUUUUUUUGCAUUUUACCAUUUAAAGGUAUUUGCCAAAAUUAAAAACCACAUGUGUAGAAUAAAAUAAUGGCAUAACCAAUUCUAAUGUUUUAUCCACACACUGAAGUAAGAAACUUUCAUUACACUUCCUUUUUAUUUCGCAUAUGAAUAUUAAUAUUGCAAGACAUUGCAAGACAUUGGAAUUGAACGAAUACUUAUUGGGGUCUGAAAGCAUGGGUUCAAUUUAAGGUUGAGGUAGUUUGAUUUGGAUGGCCGUUGUUAUUAAAGCAAUUAUAUAUAAAAUACUUUAAAUGUGGUUUGAUUAACUAUUUCUUAAAGAUAUGUCUUUAUAUAAUUAAUUC